AUGACUUCUCUACAUAACCCAGUUCCAGAGGCUUACUACCAGGACCCAUCCCCAACAUACUAUAACCCGCACACGGCUUCCAAUACCAACAAUAAUAGCAACCCCAAUGUCAACAAUAACAACCCUGCCAAUAAUGUGCAAAACGUUUCGCCGAAUGGUGGAGCAAAUCCCACACCAGGCGCCUCCAAUAUUCCAUACUAUGACCGACAACACGAGCUGUCGCAGCUCACUCAAACGCACCAGAUCCCGGGCGUAGUGAGUCAGUCGGCACCUCGUAGUGAUGGGUUAUAUGACCAUUCCAGUUCCGCAUCCACUACGCAGGCUUCAACUUACUUCCAUACUCCAGAAUCCACCACACAAGGAAGCAUGCCACUUCAGCAGCAACAGCAUCAGCAGCAACAUCUGCAAGUACAACACCAGCAGCACCAGCACCAGCAACAACAGCCGCCAGCUGAGCAACCAUUCUAUGUGAACGCUAAGCAAUACCACAGAAUCUUGAAGAGACGUAUAGCCAGAGCCAAGCUUGAAGAGAACUUGAAGAUCGCAAGAACAAGAAAGCCGUACUUACAUGAAUCGAGACAUAAACACGCUAUGAGAAGACCGCGUGGACAAGGUGGUAGGUUCUUGACAGCUGCCGAGAUUGCCGAAAAGGAAAGAUUGGAGAAAUUGCAGGAGUUGGAAGAGAAGGAAAAGAACGACAGCACAGAGAAGGACCCGCAACAGUCAGCUGCAGAUGGUACAAUUCAGCAAAGUAAUCCCAUCUCGGAAUCAAAUACUCCAUCUCCUAGCUCGCAGGCUGACACUCCAGGAAUACUGAGCAGUAAUACCAACGGUGCCGUGCCACUCACCACACCUGCAUCCACAACAGCAUCUUCAGCAUCUUCCUCAGCAUCUACUACGUCUUCAACAUCUGGACCGACUACGGAGGAGGGCAUUGCAACCGGUUCAACCGCGCCUACUUCGAUCCCUGCAGCUAUUCAAGAAGAUGAUGCGAUAUUUGAGAACUUGAUUAAUGAAUCUGUUGAGUAG
Messenger RNA from Dujonia railenensis, 1029 nucleotides. The record is from the annotation of a GenBank genome assembly. Lineage: Eukaryota; Fungi; Ascomycota; Pichiomycetes; Serinales; Debaryomycetaceae.